Cadophora gregata is the source of this 4395-nucleotide messenger RNA. RefSeq lists its product as uncharacterized. NCBI's taxonomy places the organism in Eukaryota, Fungi, Ascomycota, Leotiomycetes, Helotiales, Ploettnerulaceae. Gene Ontology annotation, molecular function: oxidoreductase activity, acting on single donors with incorporation of molecular oxygen, incorporation of two atoms of oxygen; metal ion binding. The coding region runs from base 1677 to 3785 and encodes 702 amino acids. The record is from RefSeq and is a predicted model, not a curated record. Gene Ontology annotation, biological process: lipid oxidation. The transcript has 3 exons.
CAGAAACAAUCUCGGCUAUUUCCAAAAGAGUGCAUUGUCCAAGUUGUUGAAUGGUCACGUGGUACCAGUCACUGACCUGUAGAGUCGGGUUCGCCACCUAAAAUUUUAACAAAGUACCGUGUUAAACUUUGAUUCAUUGUGAAGGGGCAGGAAGACACGUCGGCAGCUUUCAAAAGAGUGUCAUAUUCCAGUCCCUAGACAUCCGCUGAACGCUGAUCAUUUCGUACCCAUGAAUAGUAAACCCACAUUCAGACCACAUAGAGAACGGUGGCUCCCUAUUAUGAUCAAGAGUCCAACUACGUCCGUCAAUUCUUAGCGAACAUCUCCCAAAUUAUUUCAAGGGUCGGUGGUGAAAGACUAGACAGCAUCGUUACAGUUGCCCAUCAAUCCCUUGCGAUCAGAUCAAUAAACCAGAAAGUGUCAGAUCUCUUGAGGAUAACAAGCGAGGAGGUCCUCCUGGAAGUAUUGCCCUUCGAAUGGUACGAUAUGAUUGUGGCUCUGUUUCAUUGUCAAUGCUCAGCAAGCUCACAUUAAAUUGAGAGCUUGUUGAAAGCGACUUCGAGGCUGCCGCAGUACAUCUUGCGGGCCUGGGUUGGGUGAGGUUCUUGAACUCCGUGGAUAGCACGAUGCAUUCAAAGUCUCUACUCGCUUCGCAAAUUUCAUGUAUAGGUUUCCAAAGCCAGAUUUCCAGCGUCUUGAGCUUAGCGGGGGACAUUUCACGCUCACGCAUAUUGGAGAGCGUGGAGAUGACAAGAAUCUGUCAACAAGACACAAAAGCCAUAUUCCCUUUUCCCAUGCUUGGUCAACAUAGCCCAAGAACAACAAUUCGGCUACUCAACAUUCCUUCAUCCAGACACGAAAGCCACAAGCUCUUGGAAAACAGUUUUCCCCGCCAACCAUCCACUAAGCGAGACAUUUGACAGCUUGGGUUCGGCGGUAUGGCUUGGACAGCGAUCUACUUUGUUGUUUACCAGUUGUGUCCCAUUGCACAUCAACUCAUGACUUGGAAGGCAGACCAUUUGCCAAGUGACUACUGGGAUGUUGUGCAAGAAGUGGCUGGCUUGGCCAUAAUUUCUUUUUCGCCGAGCCUAGAAGACAAUGUGGUGCUUUGGGAGUUUCGAACACCCUCUUCUCGCUAAUUUCAAAUGGCACAUGUUUGUUGACUUUUGAUGCCUUCAGCGACAGGCAGCCAUGUCACGCUCGUCUUCCCUGGAUACUCUUCUUUGGGGCUUGAGAGAGCUGGAGAUUUCCAGAGUAAGACUGCUUCCAGGAAACAAUAAUUGCUGCCGCUUAGGCGAUGCGUUUGAACUCUUGGACAGCCAUUGUUGAUGCGGCGAAGAAAUUCUUUUGCACAGGGGAUCUAGGCUAUGCAAAAGAAGCAAUCGUUGGACUAGGCUUGACGGCUGCAUUUUCCUAAAAUGCUCUAUGAAUUCUGACAAAGUUACGAGGUUGCCCUCAAAACAGUGAUUGAGAUUGUUGUUCCCAUGUCUUGUGCAUGGAAUGUGGCUCAACAGAGUCAACACAUCAACAAUUCUAGGGAUCGGCAGCCCCAUUCCAACGCGAUUUAGACUUACAGAACCGAGGACCCCCAAAGAAAUCAACAAAAGCAGACACGCGACUACAUUUAUUGAGAACCGACUCCUGAGUUACCUCAGUCGAAUACUAUCUUUGGCAAAAUGUCGUUUAGAAAUAUUUUCUCAAACUUCGGGACUUCUUCCAAUGUCGCCGAAAAGCCCAUAACCGAGUCCAAGGCCCAGCCUGCUCCAACAUUUCAAAUCAUCAAGACACCAGUCGUAAUCAAUACGACUCCGGUCCCACAACAGAAGCGGUCUCUGCGAUGGGUCAAGAGUUUGGGCCCUCUGAAAGGCCGAACGAGACCAACGAUUCCAGAAUUCAUACUGUCUGAGCCGAAGAAGAUCGAAGCCAAAGUAGGGCUUGAUAUCAUCAAGUUGUUCCAAGACAUCGACACCAGAUUCGCAUCGUACUUUGAUCUCGCAGAAUUUGAACCUUCAGACAAAGAAUGGAGACGAAAGCGUUCCAUCGAAACCCUCCGUAGAACGUACGCAUGGCAGGAACCAGGAACCACCAAUCCGCCGUAUCCACCUUGUCUGAAAAGCAUACCCCGCGAUGAACAGACCGGACUUCUACAGAUCUUCAAUGCUGAACGACUGAUCGAUACCACCGUCGCAUUGCUUCCAGAAGCCCUUCAACCCAAAUUGCUGGCAGCAUAUCUCUAUGGAGAGCCAAUUGGAAAAACAAUGGCAGGGAUCCAGGCACGCAUGAAGCAGCUGACUCGUGCGAAGAAGAAUAUUGGAACGGAGCCCAGUGUCGCGAAUCGGGACGACUGGUACACGGAUGCCGUGUUUUCACAGCAGUCAUUUACAGGUUCCAAUCCCACUAGUAUCACGCUUGCUGGCGAGUGGGUUGGAAAGUUCAAGGCCGUGGCGAAGGAACAGGGAAGAAAUGAUGUAGCUGUGCUGCUUGAGUACUCUAAAGCAGAGUCAUUCUUCAUCCAAGACUGCAGCUACUUUCGAGAUGCUGCCGAUGCAGCACCGGAUACAGUUCUGAAAUCUGAUGACGGGAAGAGAUUUGGCUGUGCCUCUGUUACGCUCCUCCAGCUCCGUGAGGAUGGCAACCUACAUCCAUUGGCGAUCAUCAUCGAUUAUAAGGUCAGCAUGGAGAAAUCGGUGGUCAUCUUCAAUAAGAGGAUCACUCCCCAGGACUCUAAAGCGACGGAAGAACAGGACUGGCCAUGGAGAUAUGCAAAAAUGUGUAGUCAGGUAUCGGACUGGACUAAGCAUGAGAUCCAAGUCCAUCUCAAUGACUGUCAUUUCGUGGAAGAAGCCUCAAUCGUUGCUGCCCAGCGAUCUUUCACUGCAGACCACAUUGUCUACCGUAUUCUGGAGCCUCAUUGGCUCAAAACUCUUUCUCUCAAUGCCGCCGCACGGUCGAUUCUGGUCCCAAAGGUAGUCACUGAAAUCAAUGGGUUCUCCAAAGCUCAGACAUAUGCGUUCCUCUUGAAUGCAUAUAAGCGUUUCAACUGGACCGACAACUACAUCCCCGCUGACCUAGAGCGCCGCGGCUUUCCAAUAUCCAAGCUUGACGAGAAGAUAUUCCACAACUACGCCUGGGCCCGCAAUAUGUUACCCAUGUGGAAGACACUCUACAAAUUCGUUUUCUCGGUUCUCGAAACUGUCUACAAGACAGAUGACGAAGUUGCAGCCGACAAAUCUGUGCAGUCCUGGUGCAACGAGAUGAAGAGCCCUACAGGCGGACAGAUGACCUCCUUCCCAGACAUCGAAACCAUCGACGAACUAUGCAAUGCAAUCGUCAUGUGCAUUCACACCGCUGCUCCAAAGCACAACUCGGUCAACUACCUGCAAUGCUACUACAUGUCCUUCGUGCCCAACAAGCCCGGCUGUCUGAACACUCCUUUGCCAAACACACUCGAAGAACUCAUGUCGUACAAAGAACAAGAUGUCGUUGCAGCGCUCCCUGUACACGAUGAGCAGGUCUGGCUACUGAGCUCUCAGCUUCCAUAUCUUCUCAGCUAUGGUGUGUCGGAGGACCAGACUCUGUUGAGCUAUGCUCAAGAUUUGGAGGAUGAAGCUAAAGGUGAGGAGGGUGAGGGUUGGAAGGCGAUUGGAAGUGCUGCGUCGAAGUUCUAUACUGACUUGAUGGAGCUUGGAAUCCUUUUCAAUAAGCAUAGUGAGCAGUUGGAUGACAAAAUCGUGGCAUACAAUGUUAUCGAUCCGACGGAAUUGGCGGUUUCGAUUCUCAUUUAAGGGGAAGUUUGCGUUAGGAGUUUGCGGGGAUCUGGGUAUAGGGUUUUCAUUUGUUAUUUCUUUGGUAUUUUGACUUUCAUAGUUCUUGGCUGUUGAAGUAGGAUUUUCAGGUUUCUGACAGAAUCUGCGAAGUCGUUAAUAUUUAAUUUGGAGGGGGAAGAAGCUGGUCUUACUCAAAGAGGUUUCACAGACGAGAUAUCUAAGCGAACUGUGUCCGAGUAAAAAUCACCUAAUGUAAUCGAAAUUUUCAAAAGAAACAUUCAAAUAACCGGUUAUAGCAUUGUAUGGACAAUGCAAACUCAGUCACGCGUUUCGCCACCUCUGAUCCUCCUCGUGAAUUGGGUAAGUUAGGCGAUAGGCCGAACUCCCUCGUGGCCAAUCUCAAAAUCUGAACUCUUUUUAAGACACCGCAACAUGAGUAUUCGGCACCGAACUCACAUAUCUUCUUUAUCCAAUUCCCUAGCUAGGCAUGUACUACCGUAAUCUCACUGCAUUUUGCAAACGAUAAGGUUCGGGAGGGGCCGAGUAUCUCAAUCUUAUCCCCGCUCAUCCCCUCCAUCCAACGAAAGCCCGAAGAAUGCACGACAUCUACCUUCCUAUCCCUCUCGAC